This is a messenger RNA of Vollenhovia emeryi, 3801 nucleotides long. Its product is annotated as DNA-binding protein D-ETS-6-like. The record is from RefSeq and is a predicted model, not a curated record. NCBI's taxonomy places the organism in Eukaryota, Metazoa, Arthropoda, Insecta, Hymenoptera, Formicidae. Gene Ontology annotation, cellular component: nucleus. Bases 1599 to 2870 code for a protein of 423 amino acids. Gene Ontology annotation, biological process: cell differentiation; regulation of transcription by RNA polymerase II. The transcript has 3 exons. Gene Ontology annotation, molecular function: DNA-binding transcription factor activity, RNA polymerase II-specific; sequence-specific DNA binding.
AAAUUGUACAUUAUACAUUGUACAAUCGUACGUUGUCGACAAAGUUUUUAAGCGUUUUGAUUUGCUGAUAAAAUAGCUUAUUUGCUAAAUUCUAUUUGCUAAAACAGAAUAUUUCUAGACGCAAAGAGCACAUGGUAGAUUAGGCUUUAAGGGCCUCAGCAGAAAGGUCGUCGUAAACUGUUACGACAAUCUUUCUGCUCAAACUCUAACGCCUGUUAUACAAUACGUCAUAUGUCGCUGUCGCGUGUCGGGACGUAGCCGAUGGUCUAUUCCGUAGUAAAUUUCUUUUAAAAAAAUUGUCUCAUUGAACAUCGGCUACGUCUCGAUAUCCGACAGCGAUCUACGUCUGUCUCAGUAGUGCAUGAAGAUAUGCAUAAGGAAUCUGAUUGGGCCAUAAGUGCGUGCAUAAGGAAAUAAACUAAUCAAUUUCUUUACGCAUAUGCUUAUGCAAAUAUACAAAUUUUGUCUCGAUAGACCCUUAAGCGCUUGCCGAUUGUUAUCUGCCAUCAGCCUUACUCGUAAAAAUAAAAUUACGUUUAUACAUAACGUUUUAAUUUGUCACAUUAAAGUUCCAAUGGACCUGUUGUGUGAUUCUGAUUGUACGGUCAGUCCGGUCAGGAAAGGAGUAAAACGUUCUCGGAACGUUUAAGUCAUAGGACAAAAAAAAACUCGCUAGUAUUGCGACAUUAGAUAUACGUUUCUUAAGUAUGAUUAAGCAGUUCCGGGUCAUUCGAGUAAAAAGAUAUCUACGCACAUCUGCAGCUCGAAAGCAAAAAACAAAUACCCGCGAAAAUUCUACAGAGUUCCACGAAGUACGGGAAAACCUCCUGUAACUUAUGGACAAAAGUAUUCUCGCUCAAACGAGUUACAUUGAUUCUCGUAGCUCGGCGCUUUAAGGAAUAUCUUUAGAUAUCACGAGGCAAACUCCUCUCUCUUUCUCUGUGUAACGCGACGAUUUGUGACAAAAGUUUCUCGGAAAAAGGAAAGUUACAUUAAAUCGGGCCCGAUUAACGCCAGGAAGCAGGAGCGCGUGGUCCGUGGGAAUUGAAAACGAAAAAAGGAACACGAAAGUAAAGAUGAGCAACCACAAGCGCAUGAUUCAGCGGUCGACGAUGCACGGAGCCGAGAGCGAGAGAGCGGCUGAGUGUGCCGGCUCUUCCGGGAAUCCAUAUUUCGCCAAUCGGGCCUCCGGGCCGCUCGCCUCCUCCCGAUUUCGUUUCAUUCAGGUUUCGACUAGAUCGGAGCAUUGCGUCGCGAUUGCACGACGUCCGCGUUGUACCGCGGUGAUCGAGUUCUCUUGCGAGAUAAAUAAUUGGACGAUCGAUCGCGUGAUCAAGUGAUUACUCAGAUAUUCGGUGGCGGCCAAGGUGUGAAGAAUUUCAUCUAGAAAGUUACGGUGAAUAUAUAAAUGUUGGCAAUAUUUAUAGAUAGCGCAAAGAAGUCGCGGUUACAAGGCGAAGUGAUUAGGUGCAACGUGAAGAUGAACGAGCGUCGAUUAGGGCGCUAAUUCGAGCCUAAUCUCGGCGAAGGAUGCCGCACUUGCGAGGUGUGAUCUUGCUUGAGGAGAUACUCAACUCCAACGCCGAAAUUAGGCGAGAAUGCUCGGUGUUACUAGAGGCGAGAUGGUCACGCUGAGUGAACGAUUCGCUAGGAAAAAUCGUGAAUUCCUCUGCCGAAUUGCGGACAUUUCUCAAGACUCUGACACCGUGCGUCAGCUGCCGUCCGAGAUGACGGACUCCGAGCCGAAUUCAGGCUCAAAGUCGAAAUCGAAAGGGUGUAGUGAUAAGAAAACGCAGGCGCUCGCGAAGCAAACUCGCGCGACGCGUAUUCUACAGGCGCGCGGAAUACGCGACGUUGAAACCGCGUCGGAAAGCGACGAGAAGAGCAACGACGAAGAUCCGGACGAUCGCCGAUCCGAGUCCGAGCAGAUUAUGGUGCCGUCCGGUAAAUAUCCGAUCGGCGAACGACGGACGAGAGCCUGCGUCUUGGACUCGCGUAUUGAGACACGGGCGAUACGUCCUGAUGAACGUCGUCUUUCAGAUCCGUCCACGUGGAGCUCGGGUCACAUAAACGAGUGGAUCUCGUGGUGCGGCCGGACAUUCGCCAUCAGGCCAGGCUCCAUCGCGACGAUACUCCCGUCGACCGGCAAGGAGCUGUUGCGAUUAACGCCGCAAGAUUGGCGGGACAUCGGCGGCACGGCAGGUAGUAUCCUGGCGAGACACCUGGCUCAUCUUCGUUUCCAAGCCACUGGCGUGUACACCCCGGGCUUGCUGCAAGAAAACGAAAAUGAUAGGUUCAGCCUCCUACAACGGACUUGCUCGCUGAUUGGAUCAACGGCUGGAGCCAGUGCCUCAGGGGCGGUCGGAGGCGGACAGGUUCAGCUCUGGCAAUUCCUGCUGGAGCUGCUCUCCGAUUCGUCUAACUCGUCCUGCAUCGCGUGGGAGGGCUCCAACGGGGAAUUCAAGCUCACCGAUCCGGACGAGGUCGCACGUCGCUGGGGCGAGCGCAAGAGCAAGCCUAACAUGAAUUACGACAAGUUGUCACGCGCGCUGAGGUAUUACUACGACAAGAAUAUAAUGACGAAGGUUCAUGGUAAACGUUACGCUUACAAGUUCGAUUUUCACGGCCUGAGGAUGGCCUGUCAGUCGCAAGCCGGCAUCAUGCUGGAGGCGUCGACGUCGUCGCGUGUAACAAGCGCGAGCUGCCAUCCCCAUCAUCAGGCACAUCGCUUGUAUCCGGUGGCACCCGCUCAGCACUCCGCGUCGUCCUCCUUACAAUCGGAGCCGUCGCCUUCCGGUCAACAACAGCCACCUCCGCCACCGAUGCCGCCGCCGCAUUAUUGGCCGUAUCGAUAUUCACCGCCGAAAUAACGUUGUCUUCAGUCGCCGCCUAGGCACGUGAGAUUACGUUAACCGGAUUUCAACUCGAGUGGCUGAUGGCUCGCGCUCUUUGGAUCCCUCCUUUCUUAUUUCAGGUACAUUACCACCGUUUUUUCGUAAUAUCUUGGAGCGUUAAACCGACAGGUCAAGUUACCUUCGUUUCGGUCCUUAUUGUUAAUUGACACGCACAGACGGACUGCGUACGCAUUGAUAAUUGUUAAUGUUCCAGUGAGAAAGGAUUCGUCGAGUCGACAUCGUUUCGACAUUGAUCGACGAAUCAUUUCUCGUUCGGAUGGAUGAUAUUAGGCGAUUUUUGGCGACUGUUUGGUACAUUUGGUACAUACCAAAGUAUACCAGAGUGUAUGUACACCCAGCGUCAUGAAUGCCUUUACACCUGAAGAAGGACGCUAAAGAUAUCCAAUAGGAAAAUUUAUUUCAAUGAACUGAAGUUUUUUAUCGGAAUAGAUUCAACUUAACGGCUAUUUUCAGGUGUAAAUUCAUGAUGUCGAGUGUACGCUUGUACCAAAAAUCGCCUAUUAACAGCACACAAGCGCGAAAUACUUUAGACGUUUAUGUUCUAAGAGACGUGCUAUAAUAUCGCCGGGAUUCCCUCGCUCCCAGAAGUCCCGGGUAGAAAACUCAUCACUUAGAAAUAAUUAACGAUUAGCGACAAGUGAUAUUGUUACGAGUUUCACGUUCUACUCGAGCUACUCGUCACAAUAAUCCGAGACACGCGAGGGAAUCUGUAAAUAUAUCACAUACAUGAAGCAAUACUGCACAUCUUAUCUCCUUGUUAUCAUCGCGACUACUAUUGUAGAAUCGACUAUAAUAAUAGAUUCUAUGCCAACUCGUUACUGACUACUUUUAUAGAAUCGUACUCGUAAUGUAUAUUUUGUAAACACGACUUUCUAUCCAAUAAAUA